Molecule: messenger RNA, 3859 nt
Organism: Solanum tuberosum (potato)
Lineage: Eukaryota; Viridiplantae; Streptophyta; Magnoliopsida; Solanales; Solanaceae
Exons: 1
Coding region: 346-2112 (588 amino acids)
Biological process (GO): regulation of DNA-templated transcription
Molecular function (GO): double-stranded DNA binding
Source: RefSeq, a predicted model, not a curated record
UUCCUCCUUCUUCUAGGGUUUUAGAAUUUUGAGGUUCCUCUUUGAAUCUAAACUAAAACCCUAAAAUCCUCUGUGUAUCUAAGCAUUGCAGAUUAAGGCACAGAGAAGCACAAAGUACAAUCAGAGGUAUCAAUUCCACAAUUUGCUCUCUGGGUUUUCUGUAUUACUUCAAUUCUACUCUGUUGAGUUAUAAAAAUCACCAAAAAGAAACUAUCUUUUGCUGAGGAAUUGUUCAUUAAUGUGAUAUUUCUAAUGUAAUUGUGUAGAAUAUGAAUCACCCUUGAGAGUUUCUUGGAAGAUAUUGUAUUUUGAAUUUGGUUCAGAAUCUUUUGUUGCUAACUUGAGAUGCUAGUAAUUCGGAAAGUCCGAAAAAGUGUAUCUUGUAAAAUGAUAUCUCACCUCAAUCACCUGUUUAGUACUCCUAUUUCUGAAAAGGGUUCCACUUCUCAUAGUCCCCAGAAAUUUUCGUCAUUGAAUAUUCGUUGUUUUCGUAGUUCACCUAAUGCUAAGAUUGAAGUCCCUGAAUUAUCAACUCAGACACCCAUUUCCCCUGCUGUCAAUAAAAUAUCACGGGUUGCAAGAACUGAUGGACAAGCAGUACUCUUUGAAUACUUGCAUUGUACAAGAGGUUUUAAUUAUGUAGAUGCUGAGCACAUUAGCAAGAACUCACCUUGUUUUCUUCAAAGUCUGUUGUCCAAGGUUGAUAAUGAUCAAGAUGUAACAAGGGCAUUAACCCGUUACUUCAGGUACCAUCCGAUUAAUGAGUUUGAGCCCUUUUUAGAGAGCUUGGGGUUGAAGCAAUCCGAGCUUACAUCUAUGCUUCCACGAGAUUUGAUAUUUUUGAGUGAUGAUCAUGUCUUGUUUGAUAAUUAUCAUGUUCUUUGUUAUUACGGCAUCCCUCGCACUAAAAUUGGGAAGAUUUAUAAGGAAGCGACUGAUGUAUUUGGAUAUGACCAUGGAGUAUUAGAUAUGAAAUUGAGGGCUUAUGAGAAACUGGGUUUGAGCAGAUCAACAGUUAUAAAGUUGGUGACUUGUUCCCCUACUCUUUUGGUUGGUGAGACGAACAGUGAACUUAUUCAGGUUCUUGAAAAACUGAAAAUUUUAGGGUUUGAAAAUGAUUGGAUGGGAGGAUAUUUAUCCAACAGGCACUCCUACAAUUGGGGUAGAAUGCUUAACACAUUGCAUUUUCUCAAUGAAGUAGGAUAUAGUGAUGAAAAGAUGGCGACUUUGUUUACGAUGAACCCUGCAUUCUUAUUUGAAGGCUCUGGGAAACAGAUUUAUGUAUUGGUUGGGCAAUUACUGAAGUUGGGUGUUAAAAUGAAUGACAUAUACUUACUUUUCUGUCAAAAUCCUAAUAUGCUAUCUCUGAAGUGUACUAAAAAUCUUUGGCAUGCAUUGUACUUCUUAUCGGAGAUAGGAUUAGAGACCGAAAUAAUUGCAAAUAUUGUAUCUACACAUAUACAACUUCUGGGUUCACAUUCUCUGAAGGGACCAAAGACUCUUUUGAGGGACUUCAAGGGUGACAAGUUUUGUUUAUGUCAGACUAUAAAGGAUGAUCCUUUGAAUUUGUUCAGAUUAGCUUCAAAAUCAAAAUUUGACGUGGAGCAAAUGACUUCCCAGGACCCGGGAAAAUUAUUUCAGAAAACUACUUUUUUAUUGAGAUUAGGUUAUGUAGAAAAUUCAGAUGAGAUGGCAAAAGCUUUGAAGCAGUUCCGCGGACGAGGAGACCAGUUGCAAGAGAGGUUUGAUUGCCUAGUAAACGCUGGUUUGGACUGCAAUGUUGUAAUUAAUAUGAUUAAACAGGCUCCCACGACACUGAACCAGAGCAAAAAUGUGCUUGAGAAGAAAAUUGUUCUACUGAAAACAUAUUUAGGUUAUCCGGUGGAAUCGAUUGUAUCAUUUCCAUCUUACCUCUGCUACGAUGUGGACAGAGUCCAUCUUCGGUUUUCAAUGUAUGCAUGGCUGAAGCAAAAGGGUGCUGCAAAACCAACAUUAUCAGUGAGCACUCUUCUUGCUUGUUCAGAUGCUCGCUUUGUAAAAUAUUUUGUUGACAUACAUCCAGAAGGUCCAGCAAUGUGGGAAAGUUUAAAAAGUUCACUUCAAUCCAGCUGAUUGACUUCAGUAUCAUUCUUGAUUAAUAAAGUUGCCAUAUUUCCCUUAUCUAGUUCUAAUUGAUUAUCCAAUUUUCUUAUUGUUGGUUUGUCUAGGUAUUUCUUUUUAAUCUUUAAUACGUCUCUUGUUAGGAGACACUCAUCACUCAAUGAUAUUUUGAAGUGUCAGAAGGGGUAUUGCUUGGGUUUUUUUUCUGCUUUCAUUCUGUUAACUAGUUGCUACUCCCAUUACAGCCCUUUCUCUUCAUGCUGGAUAUUUUGUUAGGGUCUUUCUGACAGGACAAGAAGGUACCAUGUACUGAUUGAGUGAUUUCAUAUAAAGAAGCUUGUGGUAAAAUCUGUAUGUUACAUAUCUUUAAGCUUGUAAAAUAAUAGAUCUGACGUAACACCCUAGCCAUCCUUCUGAUAAACCUUGGUGGAUAGAGUUGGCUGGUAUCAAUGCUGGUGGGAGGUAGUGGGUGCCCGAUGGAUUAGUCGACAUUCCGCCUAGUUGGCUUGGACACCAAAGUUCUGAAGAAGUCCAAGCCACCACCCUUGAAGAAAACUGUUAGUAAUGAUUUUGGGUGCAAUCCCUUUGUUAUCCAUCAGACAGCAAGUCCUUAGACCUGUAUAAGAGAUUUGUUGAUUCUUUCAAUCUUCUAUUGUUUUUGCUGGUGAAGUCUCUUAUCCUUUUUUUUGAGAUAAAAAAAGUCUCUUAUCCUUACUAAGACUCAAGAAUCUCUUUCCCAAGUGGGGAGGGGAAUACUAAUAAAGAAGACUAUCUAUUCUGUUACUAUCAGUAAGUACACUUUUUUUUGGUGUGUGUAUCUUCAAUCAUCAGUGUUACUUUUCCUUGUUUCUUUAUGAUAGUACAUUUUCUGUUCAGCCUCUGUAUGCCCCUGGUUUUCAUAACGAUGGAUUGGGGCAUUUCCUGUUAGAUAUCUUCUUCUUUUGUUUUGGCAAACAAACAAAUUGUGUUGAUAGCAAGUGAGAUAGUUACAAAUCCAGCUAGGAACAGACCUCCAAGCUCUCAAAGGAAAACAAAACAGCUCUACUAUUCGAGCUUACAACAACAGGCUGUAGUAGCUAUGGGGUCCUGGAAAACAAUGCUUAAUCAAACCUACAGUCUUUACAUAAAGACAACAAGCAAGAUUGAAAGUCAUAGUAAGCAGCUACCAAUUAAGGGAGGCUUGGUAAUAUAGAAGCUAGUGUUGUCCCCCAUUUUGGCAGUUCUUGGCCUUUGAUGUGUAUAUGCAAAGCUACCUCUCUGCAUACUCUAUCAAUGUUGUAGUGGCCUGCUUUGAAUCUCAAGCCAUUCCUCUCUGUCCAUAUGAUAGCCACAACCAUAGCAACCACACUGCACAGGAUUGCUCCUUUGCCAGAUUCGGACAUAGCGCACAUAUUGGUCCAUAGAAGCUCCUCAUUCCAGUCCCCUACAGGUCUAUUUAUGCCCAGCCAGUUGAGCAGCCUAGUCCAUAACCACCUUGAUUCACCUAAAGUAUAAAUGAUCAAAAGACUCCACUGCUGUUGUGCAGAAGAUGCAAUCCGUAAGAACCUGGAUGCCAAACUUCUGAAGCCUUUCAACUGUGGCCAGUCUCCUCCAAGCAGCUUGCCGGAGGGUGAAUUUUCCUGUUAGAUAUCAGUUUUCUCAGUUUGUGUACGUGUUUCUUUUUCCCUAAUGUUGAUCCGAAAUAAUUAACUGUUCAUGAUGUAAUGCUAUGUAAUUAUGAAACACUAUGGUUUUGGCCCCAAAACUCCUUUUUCUUGAA